This is a messenger RNA of Oncorhynchus keta (chum salmon), 4398 nucleotides long. RefSeq names its product TAF4A RNA polymerase II, TATA box binding protein (TBP)-associated factor (gene taf4). The record is from RefSeq and is a predicted model, not a curated record. Gene Ontology annotation, biological process: DNA-templated transcription; transcription initiation at RNA polymerase II promoter. The transcript is spliced from 15 exons. Gene Ontology annotation, molecular function: protein heterodimerization activity; DNA binding; RNA polymerase II general transcription initiation factor activity. Bases 146 to 3019 code for a protein of 957 amino acids. Lineage: Eukaryota; Metazoa; Chordata; Actinopteri; Salmoniformes; Salmonidae. Gene Ontology annotation, cellular component: transcription factor TFIID complex.
CGCUCCAAAGCUUGCAGCAGUGUGAAGAUGGCGGCAGGCUCCGAUUUGCUAGAUGAGGUUUUCUUUAACGCUGAGGUGGACGAGAAAGUAGUUCGUGAUCUUGUGGGGUCUCUUGAGUCCGAGUUUUCGGGUCACGAGAGCCCUGAUGCAAGUAGCCAGACAGUCGCUAAACACAUGGCCAGUUCCGGGACAGGGUUUGAUGCUAAUGUCCAGCAGAACAAACGGGGACUUGCUCAAGAGGUUGCAAAAGCAGGUAUGCUGUGGUAACGUUGUUUUGCUUGUUGUUUCAAGUGUAAACGAAAGCAAACACUCGCUUAUUUGUUCACCCCCUUCUCUCACCCGUGUUUCCGCUCCACAACAGGGGCUGGAGUGCAAAGGGGGUGUCAUUAUUAGUAAUACGUGGUCCCAGGGUUCAGCUAUGGAUGCCUCAUCGAGUGAGUCGGACUCAUCGGCACGACACGGCCAAGGAAAGACUGUUGCUGUCAGUGCCAGUAUAAUAACUCCUCUCCCAAACCACGGGGGGAAAGUAGCCUCUUCCGCAACUCAAACUUUGAAUGGAGGCAGUUUAAUGAACUGUCACCAUUCAGGAAGCGCUGUCUCUCUCACUGGGACACCGCUGUCAAGUAGUUGCACGAGUAGCGGCAAUGCCUCGGUAGAUGUCACAGUUGUCAACAACGGGCCGGGGUUGUCAAAAGGACAUGCGAGCGCAGUAAUGCCACCUUCAUUGAACACCACUAUCAUCCAGACAUCAUUCGUGAACUCUCCGAAUAUUGUCACCUCGUCUCACGCUGCGAGUCUGGGCACUGGACCUGCCAUAUCACAUAUUGUGAGGCCAUCUAUGCAAACUGCGGGAUCUGGUACAGCGAUGAAUGGUCCUAAUGCGGGAUUGCCUUUCGAUUGCCUGAACAAUGGUCAGUCGCCCUCGUCUGUGGCUGUCAGUGCGGGGUCGCACAUAAUCAUGGCAGAGGCGCCCAAAACAAGCAUACAGACUGCUUCAUGUGCUGUAACGAACCCGUCGUUCCAGAGUGCACCGAGGGCUUCCACUCCGGUGACAGUGGCUGCGAGCCCGGGAGGGAGCCGUUCUAUCGCGCAACAGGUGUUGGCGCCUCGGCACCCGCAGACAUCCCCGAACCAGCCCAACGUUCAGAACAUCCAGCUUCCCCCAGGUAUGGUCCUGGUGCGCAGUGAGAGUGGGCAGCUGUUGAUGAUCCACCAGCAGACCCUGGCUCAGAUGCAGUCCCAGUCCCAAUCCCAGGGAGUCAUGGCCCCCCGCCCAGCCACCCCCACCAGCACUCCUCCUUUCCAGAUCACCUCAGUCCAGGCUCCUGGAACGCCCAUCCUCACUAGGCAGGUGACUCCCACCACUAUCAUCAAGCAGGGCUCACCUGUGCCAACCUCUGCUCCUGUCACCACCACACUCCAGAAGCCUCCUGUCACCACCACACUCCAGAGGCCUCCUGUCCUACAGAGUCCCAUGAUUGUGGUAGGGGCUGCUGCAGGCACUUCUAUGGGGACAGCGCUAUCAGGGGCCACCCAGAGGACCGUCACCGCAUCACCCGGGACCACUGUCACCUUGGCAACGGAGACGAUGGAGAAUGUGAAGAAAUGCAAGAACUUCCUGUCUACAUUAAUCAAGCUGGCGUCCAGCGGGAAGCAGUCCUCAGAGACUGCCGCCAACGUUAAAGACCUGGUCAAAGAUCUCCUGGAAGGGAAGAUUGAAGUCGAGGACUUCACCAACAGGUUAUACAGAGAGCUCAACUCCUCACCUCAGCCUUACCUCGUGCCUUUCCUCAAGAGGAGCCUUCCUGCUCUGCGGCAGCUCACCCCAGACUCAACAGCCUUCAUCCAGCACAGUGGGCUCCAGCAGCAGGCCUCUGCCACCACCCCCACCACUGUGGUACUGGACAGCCCAGCCCUGCGCCCUGCAGCCCCAAACAUCAGACCACACCUCCAGUCUGUCAUCAGCAAACAGGGGCUGACUACCCCAAUGGUGCUCCAGCCUCGGCAGCAGGGGGCAAUGGUAAGGCCUCUUCAGAUGACCCCCAUGGUGACCCUCAGAGGACCGCCCCCCCACAGUCACAUCAUGCUGGGACAGCCACAGGUGCAGCUCAAACAGCUACAGACAGUCCCUGUAGUGAAUCCUGGAGUGUUGACUGGAUCUAAGUCGUCUCCUGGUGCUGCCUCUCUGGCCACUGUAGCUCAGAAGAACAAGCUGAAGGAAGCUGGGGGCACAUUCAGGUCAGCUAUGGAUGACGAUGACAUCAAUGAUGUGGCAUCUAUGGCUGGGGUUAACCUGUCUGAGGAGAGUGCCCGUAUCCUGGCAACCAACUCCGAGCUGGUGGGAGCGGUGACACGGUCCUGUAAGGACGAGGCCUUCCUCCAUACCUCCACACUGACCAGUAGAAUACUGGAAAUAGGUAAGAAGUUUGGUGUUAGUGAUCUGGGGCCGGAGGUAGUGAACUACGUGUCCCACGCUUCCCAGACCAGGCUUCAGAACCUGUUGGAGAAAGUCUCUGAGGUGGCCCAGCAGAGGAACAUCAACUUCAAGGAGGACAGUCGGUACGAGCAGACGAGCGACAUGCGUGCCCAGAUCAAGUUCUUUGAGCAGCUGGAUCAGAUGGAGAAACAGAGGAAAGAGGAGCAGGAGAGAGAGAUUCUGAUGAAGGCAGCAAAGUCUCGUUCUCGUCAAGAAGACCCUGAGCAGCUGCGGUUGAAACAGAAGGCCAAAGAGAUGCAGCAGCAGGAGCUGUUUCAGUUGAGACAGAAGGAAGCUAACCUGACGGCGCUGGCAGCCAUAGGCCCCAGGAAGAAGAGGAAAAUGGAGGCUGCAGCCGCUGCAGCUGGAGCUGAGGGCUCAGGGUCCAGUCCCGCUGCGUCUGGUAGUGGUAGUUCAGGAGCAUCCAGACAGUUUAUCCGCCAGCGCAUCACUCGUGUCAACCUCAGGGACCUGCUCUUCUGUUUGGAGAAUGAGAGAGACACCAGUCACUCCCAUCUCCUCUACAAAGGCUUCCUCAAAUAGACACCCAGAGAGCCAGUCCAGAGAACUGUCACCCUAACCUUCACUAAAGCAACUCCCUCAAAUACAAUGAUGUCAAGAUUCUCCAGGCCACAGUGAAUGGAGCUACCUAAAGUGACUGGAACGUUUGUCUCCCCUGUAUACUCUGGUUGUCCUUUCGCUCUUCAUCUGGUUCUAUGCCUGACUGCUCCCUCAACACUCCUCCACCUUCCAUCAGAGCAAUCCUGGAACAUUCACAUUUUCUACUGUUUUUAUUUCCUUUUUAUUGACUUUGUUUUAGAAUCCCCUUUUAAUGAAACUGUAAAUAAAUAAAUACAUUAUUAUACAUUUUACUUGGAAGGCCGUUUUGUAGUGUGCAAACCGAUUCUACAAAAUAGUCCAUUUAUUUUAAAAUUCUGUUUAUAUGAAAAAAUAUAUUUUUAAUAAUUAAUCAUCAGUGUUUCUAGCGAUUGUUGAGAACAAUUAUCCUUAUUUUGUUUUUGGUAUUCUAUUGGCCUCUGAAUUAGUUUGAACACUUCUGAUUUCUUCUUGCCUUCCUGACAAAAGAAGCCAUAUAUUUUAAUAUAAUGUUGAACAGCAAAGCAAUUCAUCUAGUGAUUCAUUCUGAAAUCUGAAGCAGUCAAUGUGUCUUUAGUUUCUCUGUUUGAGCUUGUCUUGAAUUCAAUAUCUUGUAUUUAUAUUCUGUAAUCAGAUCAAACACGUUUUUCUUUUCAGUCUCCAUUUGUGUUUUUGAGAUCACAUCUUCUGUUUCUGCAUGGGAUAAGGUGUGAAAAUGUGUAUUUUAGAGGGAAUGAGUUGAUAGUCUCUACAAUUGUAUUCUAAUGAUUUAAUAUUUGUUUUAUGCAUUUUGGGGUCAUUUAGGUAUUUGCAAUGAUGAAUUAUUGGAUUUCAACAAUAGUAAAAACUAUUUUAAAAUAGACAACUCAAAGGCCCCUUUGCCACCACAAAACAACUGUGCAUAUGCAUGUAGGAAAGUUUAAUUUUUAUUAGUUUUAUUGGACUGCAUGUAUUCUACCAUUUCUCAAAUAACUUUUUUCUUAUAUUCUAACCCUAGACUUGAUGAUAUUCUGAGGUAUGAAUGGUGAUGUUAUUAUUUUUUAAAGCUGUCCUAUCUGUUCAAUAAUCUGUGCUUCUGUUCUGAUGCCCCAUUGGACAGCCCUGGCUAGAUGUUUCAGUACCUGUUACUUUCCAUAUUUGUCUCUUACAGAGAAAUCAAAGUAAGGGAGAAGCAUAGCAUGUCUCCCUUAUUUCUUGUACAUUUUGCACAGACACUUGUUCAUAUGUAAAUAUUUUACCUAAAGUUUUUUAACUGCAAUGGUUUUGUAUAGGAUUGAAAGAUAAACUCCUUCAUUAAAAGUGCAAAAUAUUUUGCCAUAUUUUCA